Molecule: messenger RNA, 5959 nt
Organism: Porites evermanni
Lineage: Eukaryota; Metazoa; Cnidaria; Anthozoa; Scleractinia; Poritidae
Source: the annotation of a GenBank genome assembly
AUGGCAUGCCGGUUCCCCGCGCGAGCUAAAGCAAAUCGUCGAGGAAUUAUCCGGUUUAUCACAUCUUUGACGAUGGGAACUCAAGCAAGACCUCUGGUGGCUCGUACUCCCAUAAUCGAACUCCCGGCUGAACUUCAGAAAACGAUUAAGGAAGCUUCAAAAGACUUUGAAGUGAUAAAUAUCGAGUUGGAUCAAAUCACGAAAGAAAUGGCCCGCAGAGUCGAAGGAUUGUUACUCUACACUCCGGCUUAUUUACCAGUUAAUUCAAAGGUGAUGGGUUAUUUUCCUAAUCUCAAAGUUAUCAGCAACUGUGGAGUUGGUAUUAACCACAUCGAUACAGCAGCCGCUACUGAACGUGGAAUUGCCGUCGGGAACACACCAGAUGUUGUUACUGAUUGUUCAGCCGAUUUGGCAUUCUCCCUUUUGUUGGCUUCUGCUCGAAACGUCGUAGAAGGAGACAGGAUUGCAAAAAGUCCAGAAACAAAAGAGGUAAUUUUGCUAUAAUAUAAAGUCAAAGAAACGGUUGCGUUGUAUUUGAGAAAAUGUUUUAAUUUGUUUUGCAUGUUUGCGCGGUCGUUUUGAGGCUACAGUUUACAGUCAAACCGGGUCAAGCGUACGCCCCAAGAUUCCAUUAAUGAAUUUAUUUUUCCAAAGUUUAAUCCGUUGGUAGACGUAAAUUUCAGGUUCAUCUCUGCAUUCUUGCAUGCGUAAUGAGCCGUGAAUUCACACGCGAAGCAGUUAUAUUAAAAUUUCUACCACCUCAGUUUCCCUGAAUUCGACGUAAAUGCCUCCGAAGCAAUUUUAUCCCUGCAAAGAUUUUCAAUCUGACCAAAUACUGAGAAGUUCUUGUAAAAUAUUCACUUCUCAUUACUCAUGUAGGAAUGCCAAUUUGAAUUUGACACCAGUUACGGGAACAACUAAAGGUUUCAAUUCUCCAAUAAUCAAUUCAUUAAUACAAUUUUGGGGGGAUGCGCUUGACCCGCCUUGACUGUAACUUGUCAAUGAUCUAUGACACCCACUGUAUUGUGUGACUGCUUUUAAAAUUUACAUGUGUGUUUUGAAAAUAGUACUAAAUACCAACCAAGACACAGACAGGAUUGCGACCAUGACAGCCUUUAUUACAACACGUAAAUAGGUAAUCACUCAAUAUAGGCACAAUUUUAAAAUGACACAGCAAAACUAGUUACACUCAAAUGGAACAAACAAAGGUAUACGUCAUAAUUUGUAAAAAGAGAACGACUGUCACGCAUAAAGUAAAGCAUGAAGUAACUUGAGAUCAGGCAUUCUCUCUAACAGCUCACAAGUUUGUGCUCACUGCGGCCAGAUUUUGGCCGCAACGCUGAUUGGCUGUUAGAACAAUGCCACAAGAUCUGAUUGGCUCUUGGAAUCAACGGAAGUUAUAAAAAGCGCUUAUUCUUCGCGUGGUUGUUCGGGAAUGAUCAGCCGUAUGCGGAGAGAAGGAUCGAUUUUGCUGUCUUUUCCAUUGUUUUAUGUUCUUAUGGUAGGAAAAUGUGCCUUAAUAUGUGCCACGGAAAUUCAGAAAAAUUCAGAUGGUUGUUCAUAUCUUCUCAGGAUUUGCUUUAUUUACGGAACUAAUGUGAGUGUAUCGCAGAGUUGAAUCCCUCUGCCAGUUGUUGACCGCGAACAAUGUGUAGAAUGUGCCUUUUGAUUUACCAACAAACGAGUGCAAAUCAAAAUACUGUCCAUCUUAAAACUGGUUUCAUUUGAAAGUUUACCCUGGAAUGACUUUUCUGAACGGGGUACGCAAGCGGAGGCUCACUUCGAAAGAAACCUCAAUCGCCAACUGUGAAGUAUUAGACAAAAAAUAUCGCAUCGCUGUACAUGUUCAAGGAAUUUUUUGUAGGCAUUAUUAUAAGCUAGUGGCGCUAGUCUUAAGGUAACAGACUUGUUGUUUGCCUUCGCUUUUUGUAAAAAAUAAACCAGGAAAACCGGUGUCCUCGCUCGUUGGCUGUUUGCUGUUUGUUGAUUUCGAUUAAUUUAACCUGCAGUGUCACACCACUAAAGAGAACUCUAAAGUGUGUUUGUAAUAUUGUUUUUCGUUUUGUUUAUAGGUCAGUUGAGCAUGCAUUUUAGUAGAGUCGUUUCGUCUUCCCAAAUUGGCAGAUAAUAUUUACCUGGAUGUGUAAAAAAUAUAUUUUUUAGACGUUUGUUUCUCUAGUCAAUUCGCAAAUUGCAAGUGUACUCACGGGACUAAAUCAGCUAAAUUAAAUGCACUUGAAAAUUCGUUUGGUUUGUUCUGAGAUAAUUUAUAUAAUCAGGCUUUGAAAAAGUUUGCGAUUCUUUUCUCCAAGAUUUUUAAAGAUUUGUGUACUGAAAAUCGGGCAAAAUUGCCGUGGAAAAUACAAAGGCAACAGAAAAAUAUAAAUUUCAGUAUUUUAAAUUCGAGCGCGCCUAGCCAAAAUAUUAAAACUAGAACAUCGUGUCGCCGUCUUUUCGAAAACGUUUCACCUUCUACGCCAACAGAAAUAACCUUCAAGAUCUCCUUUAAUCUCGUAUGAAGUUAAAUGUGAUUGUGCUGACUGUUUUAUCUUUAGUUAAAAAAUUAAAAGGUAAAAGCUCUUUCUUAAGUCAGCGAGUCUACAGUUUUCCCGCGUAUGAAAAAUUUGUAUACUAAAGCAAAGAUUUACUUUUUGUUUACCUUCAACCUAGUGUAAAAAAGAAUUCGUAAAACCUCGCUAUUUUGACUUUACAAUGAAUAUACAACUAAAAACUACCCAGGGAGGGUAGAGUGGAAAAACUAGUAAAUGCCAGCUACUUAUGACUGUUUGCUAGCCGGGCUAUCUUGCAAGUGAGUUUAUAAGAUGCUAGGCCCUGAAUUUAUACAAGCGUGCUUGUACUUUUACUGGCAUUGAGUACAAAAGCUGAUCGUAAAAACACUGGAUACUUCGUGACGAGUAAAAUAUAACCUGAUAUGCCAGACGGAAUAGUACUCAGUCUAUGUAAAACUUGUACUAAGGUUAAGGCUGUCUUAGUCCCAGUACCCCAUGUUUGAUAUUUAAUUAGAAGAACAUCACCAACCUGAUGCCAACUGAAAAUAUAACCACGAGUUUCUAGUUUUCAGAAUGAUUUCAUUAAAAUAAUUUUAGGUUUUGGUUUCAUCACCGUCUUUUUUUUCUUACAUUGCAAACUUAAUUUGUAAAUUUGCUGGAAGAUUUAUUUAAUAGGCAUAGGAUGCUAUGACGAAUUAUGACUGCAGAAUUUUAAACAAGAUACUAUAUGAGGAGCUCCAGGCAUAAUGUCGGUAUAAUGCUAAUAUUUUCUUUGCAAACUCAUAUCAAAGACUGUAGCUUGGAUGAUUAUUUAGUUGCUGCGAGAGGGAAUCAAGGAGAAUGACCGCUUCAGCCGAGCAUAAUUUUAAGCAUAAUAUCAUGGUUUGACGGGUUAGGCUGAAAAGAAUAAAAUUCGAUUUCACGAGCAUAAUCCGUGAGGAUUGAGAAAUGACAACUCAAAAAAAGCUUAUACGAAUGACAAUGUAAUUGACAUUUGGCACCAAAGCAAAGAUGCUCAACCCUUUAAGCCCUAGGAGUGAUCAGCAUCAAAUUUCUCCUCGUGAUAUCAAUGCUUUGUAAAACAGAGUGGUCAUGAGAAUUACAGACAUGAUCACACAAGAUGAAUUUGCUUAAUUUUUAUCAAGUUCACCCCACUGCUUCUGUAGGAAAUGAAUAGGGGCAACAAAUGAGAAUUCAAAUUUUGAUCUUAGGGUUUAAAGGGUUAAGUGGCAAAGCAAACUCUUUCCCGGGGACCGCUGGACCCUGGGAAGAGUCUCUUUUAUCAAAGAACUGACGAAUAUUUUUUUACGAUUAUAACUCGUAAUGAAUAUACUAACAAUAAUUUUAUAUUUUUUGAACUGGUGGAUGGACCUUAUCAUCUUUUUUCCUGGGUAAAUUGCUACAAGUUCAACUGUACAAUACGAUGCACCCGAUAUCGAAGAGUGCAGGGUUCGAAUCCCGGCAAGCCUGAAUUUUUUUAGGGCUUUCUUUUAGCAACUGCAUGAGUUGCGUCUUCAGUUGCAUUGAUCUUUCCAUCUAUAUAUUUAGUUUAUAUGGAUACGUUUUUUUUUUAAUUUAAAUAGUUUCUUCAUUUGCAUGGCUAUUUUGGAAGUAAAGUUAGUGGAUCAACCAUUGGCAUUGUUGGCUUGGGAAGAAUUGGUAGCGCUGUGGCAAAACGGGCAAACGGCUUUGGAAUGAAAGUUCUUUAUCACAACAGAAACAGGCGUAAAGCAGAUGACGAGAAAAAACUUGGUAAGAUACUUUGUUCGUGUACAAGAUGCUCCCCUUUUGAGUACAUCUUCAAUCGUUCAAUCCGCUACCCUUUUUAAAGCAAGAACCUGAUUCAUUUCGUUUCGCAUACAGAAUUGUGUUCUGGAAUAUCCAGUAAGCAUGGAAUUAGAUUUCUAUUCCUUAUGUACUUACUUUGUCAAAUGUAGGCGAACCCAAAUGGAGUUGAAUUCCAAGGGACCAUAUCCAAGUUCAAGAGCGAAAAGAAGAAUAAAUUUCGUUGUUGCUUGUUUACGUUAUCCAUAAAACGCAAAAUUAGGCAUCUUCACGUCGUAGUCUUGCAAAAAUGGCAAAGAAAUGCAAAAAUAGAAGCGUGAUGCACGGGCAAAGUUGUUGUUUUGCUUAUUAACCCUAUUGUUUUGUUGAAGUUCUCGUUGCCGUCUUGUCGUUGGAUAUUCGUAGUCAUCACGUGGACGCGCAUGCUCGAUGGAAAAGCAAACGGUUACUCGCAGUGGUUUCUUUCCCAUCGAAGCGUAGCGUCCGGCCUGGAGAAACCACUGCUCGCAGGGUAGUUAUCGGAAGUCGACUGUAGUAAAUUGUAAACCCUGUUUUAAAUUCAAGACCGGCCUGAAAACCACAUCCCGUUAAGCGGUUCUUCAACCGAAUCGGAGCAGAGGAAAAAUAUUCUGAUAAUCUACCUUACUUUCCAGAUGCCCAUUUUUGCACCACUUUGUCAGAUCUGUUACCUCAGUCAGAUUUUGUAGUACNAAGCAUGGAAUUAGAUUUCUAUUCCUUAUGUACUUACUUUGUCAAAUGUAGGCGAACCCAAAUGGAGUUGAAUUCCAAGGGACCAUAUCCAAGUUCAAGAGCGAAAAGAAGAAUAAAUUUCGUUGUUGCUUGUUUACGUUAUCCAUAAAACGCAAAAUUAGGCAUCUUCACGUCGUAGUCUUGCAAAAAUGGCAAAGAAAUGCAAAAAUAGAAGCGUGAUGCACGGGCAAAGUUGUUGUUUUGCUUAUUAACCCUAUUGUUUUGUUGAAGUUCUCGUUGCCGUCUUGUCGUUGGAUAUUCGUAGUCAUCACGUGGACGCGCAUGCUCGAUGGAAAAGCAAACGGUUACUCGCAGUGGUUUCUUUCCCAUCGAAGCGUAGCGUCCGGCCUGGAGAAACCACUGCUCGCAGGGUAGUUAUCGGAAGUCGACUGUAGUAAAUUGUAAACCCUGUUUUAAAUUCAAGACCGGCCUGAAAACCACAUCCCGUUAAGCGGUUCUUCAACCGAAUCGGAGCAGAGGAAAAAUAUUCUGAUAAUCUACCUUACUUUCCAGAUGCCCAUUUUUGCACCACUUUGUCAGAUCUGUUACCUCAGUCAGAUUUUGUAGUACUAUGUACACCGCUUACAUCUGAAACGAGACACUUAAUAGCAGCAAAGGAGCUGUCCCUAAUGAAACCAACAGCAACAUUGGUUAAUAUUGCACGUGGAGGAGUUGUUAAUCACGAAGACUUGACUGACGCAUUGAAGAAUGGAGUGAUAAGAGCCGCAGCGCUGGACGUGACAGAACCAGAGCCUCUGCCGAGAGAUCAUCCAUUGUUGAAAAUGGCGAACGUUACUUUGACGCCACACUUUGGAUCAGCAACUGCAAACACGAGAAUGAAAAUGAUGGAGCUGGCUGUGAUGAAUUUACGCGCUGGCUUAAAUGGCGAGCAGCUACCUUUUGGGGUCAAUUGA